Folsomia candida is the source of this 730-nucleotide messenger RNA. RefSeq lists its product as uncharacterized. The transcript has 3 exons. NCBI's taxonomy places the organism in Eukaryota, Metazoa, Arthropoda, Collembola, Entomobryomorpha, Isotomidae. The record is from RefSeq and is a predicted model, not a curated record. The coding region runs from base 69 to 557 and encodes 162 amino acids.
GUUCGUACCCCAGCCCAGUUCUUCAUUUAAGAAUCUUAACGUACAGCGGGUUAUCAGUGGCAUGCAAAAUGGUCUUUGAGCGACUUUAUCAAGAUUUUAAAAGGGAAAUCAGUAUACUUCUUCAGGCGGCGAUUAUAGUUACGACUCUAGAUGGAACUGAAGCCAUAAACGCGUUUAAAUUAGCGAUUAGAAUGCUUCCAAUAGCAGUAAUAGGUCUUAUAUUUAUAUACUUAUGUGUAUUUCAAGUGAUCGUGAAUGUAUCGCUUAUGUGGAAUGACUCCCCAUUCAUGAGAAUCCAGACCGGUAUAAUUGUGGAUAUCAUAUUCAUCGUCGUAAUCCCAGUUAUUAUCUACGUCUUCUUCUCGUCAAGGACAAUCCCAAACCAAGACUUUCAUUGGUAUGAAAAGGAACGAAUAUCCACGGGAGAUCAAAACCCGGUCACGCCAAUCCUUUUGAAACUUUUCAAGCAACUCUUCAUAAAUAUGGCUAGUGUCGCGGAGUUCAGGUUCCAAACAAACAUUAUGAAAGGUAUGUUCCAGAUCGUCAAGAAUUGGUAACGGGAUCGUCCUGAAGAAACAAAACUCCUCAACUAAUGCAUCUUGAUACUGAACAAUUACAAUAGGCCAUGUAUUCAAAAUUGAAUUGUAAUUUUAGUAAAUACAUAAUGUAGAAUUCUUGUACAACCACUGUAUUUAGAAAUACUACUACUCUGGUAAAUAUAAAACCUACU